This is a messenger RNA of Scomber japonicus (chub mackerel), 5793 nucleotides long. RefSeq names its product junction-mediating and -regulatory protein-like. The transcript is spliced from 10 exons. Gene Ontology annotation, biological process: Arp2/3 complex-mediated actin nucleation; positive regulation of apoptotic process; 'de novo' actin filament nucleation. The record is from RefSeq and is a predicted model, not a curated record. Bases 442 to 3093 code for a protein of 883 amino acids. NCBI's taxonomy places the organism in Eukaryota, Metazoa, Chordata, Actinopteri, Scombriformes, Scombridae. Gene Ontology annotation, molecular function: transcription coactivator activity; Arp2/3 complex binding; actin binding. Gene Ontology annotation, cellular component: nucleus; cytoplasm.
AACAGUUAUUUUACGUAUGUGGUGGUCUUGCUGAGCGACCGAUGAAGAAAACAUAGGGGAUACUGUUAUCACAGCUGAGAUGAUGCCAACCUUUCCGCAGACAGUGGGACUGGACGAAGCCAGGUGCCUUACUCAUUUAUGGCGUCAGUCUGCUGUAUUUGAACGAUGUACGCAGCUGCUUCUGCAUCCCACUGUUACUUUGUGGUGAGAAGGCACGAAUUCAGCCAGACACCCGAGUUGAUGGAAAUGACACCGCACUGCUCCAAAUUCAUCCGCUUGAGCGAAGGAGGAUAGCCCGACAGGCGGACACAUCCUCGUGUUUUGGUGUUUUUAAACACAACAACAACAACAACAACAACAAACGUUUCACCGCCCUGCAUCCAUCCGACUCCCACACAGCCAGGCAGUAACGUCGUAUUUGUGUCUCAUCACUUUGCAGAGAUGUCCUUCACAAUGGAGGAUAAUUUGGAGUCGGGGUGGGUGGCUGUGCGCCCUAAUGCGUUUGAGGAAAAGGAAAAGCAUAAAUUUGUUUUUAUCGUCGCGUGGAAUGAGGUGGAGGGUAAAUUUGCCAUCACGUGUCAUAACAGGACGGUGCAGAGGAGAAGCUUUGGCAGCAGGGAGGCAACCAGUCAGGAUGGGGACAAAACAAAAUGGCCCGGAAGUCCCUGCAGGGAUAAAGUGUCCAAAGGAGCCUGCAGGGAGGCCAAAAACAGGUCACCUUCCAUGACAGCAUCAAAACAAAGUCCUGUUAAAACUGUGAUCAAAUCUGCGCCAUCCCCCGUCAGUCCUGACACAGAGGUGUUGAGGUCACCAAAAGAGGACCAGUUGUCCCCUUCACUGGACAGCUUGGACCUGGAGGAGCUGGACAGUCUAUGCAGGGAGGACUGCAGCUGGGCAGGGCUUUUUUCCUUUCAGGACCUUCGAGCGAUCCACCAGCAGCUGUGCUCGGUGAAUUCGGACCUGGGACCCUGCCUCCCGGUCUUUCCGGAGGAACCAGCCGGGAUGUGGACGGUGCUGUUCGGUCCGGCUGAGGUGUCAGGGAGCGAAAUGGAUGAGCUGUGUUACAGUUUACAGGUGUACAUGGGCCACGCGCUCGAUACUUGUGGCUGGAAGAUCCUGUCGCAGGUGUUGUUCACAGAAAACGACGACCCGGAUGAGUACUACGAGAGCCUGAGCGAGCUGAAGCAGUCUGGGCACGAGGAAGCGCUCAACCGUGCCACAAAACAUCUGCAGGAGCUGAUGGAGAAGCACAAGACGGUGGACAGCAUGGUGGAGCUGUUGGAACUGUAUGAGAAGGAGGACCAGGCCUAUGGAGGCUUGCUGGAGGCCUCCACACAGCUGUACCAGUACCUGCUGCAACCCUUCAGAGACAUGAGGGAACUAGCUAUGCUACGCAGACAGCAGAUCAAGAUCUCUCUGGAGAAUGACUAUUUGGGCCCAAGGCGGAUUGAUGCUCUAAAAAAGGAGGACUCCGACUGGCAGAAGAAAGCUCAGGAGGCAGUCCUCAACAUCCAGGAGUUUACUGUAAAAUACUUUGAGAUCACUGCCAGAGCUCAGAAAGGAGUGUAUGAACGUAUGAAGGUGGAUCAACGUAAGUUUGGGAAGGCUUCAUGGACAACAGCGGUGGAGCGCAUGGAGAGACUCCGCUACUCUGUCGCCAAGGAAACCCUGCAGCUCCAGAGAGCUAGGGAGAUCUGUCUGGAACAGAGGAAACACACACUUCGAGAUGAGAUGCAGAGCCUGUGUAGCAGUGAGGAUGCAAUGGCCCUCUUAGACCACAUGGAGUCAAAGUACUAUGAGCUCCAGCUCCAACUGUAUGACAUCCAGGCUGAGAUCCUACAGUGUGAAGAGCUUCUUCUCACUGCUCAACUAGACAGCAUCCGCAGACAGAUGACAGAGCGUCAGGAUGAGGUGGUGUACUAUGACACCUUUGAAAGUGCAGAUGAUAUAACAGAGGACGAUACUACAGAGAGGGAAGAGCUGCGCAAACUUCAGGUCAGCGCUCGACAGCUGGAGGCACGAAGGGGGCGCAUCACUGCCAAGCGCUCCUAUCUGAGGAACAAGAGGGAGAUCUGUGUAUCAAACCACACUCAGAAGCAGCAGAAACGUCAAACCAUCCAGAAAGACUCCGAAUUGUACCAGCUGAAAAAUGAAGAAGAGGAAGAUGAAGAGAGGAAGAAUAGCAGAGUUAGUCAAGAGAGACAGAGAACUCUGGACAGACUACGCACUUUCAAACAACGGUACCCAGGUCAGGUGAUUCUGAAGUCUACUCGACUACGUGUAGCCCACACAAGAAGGAGAGAGCGAGGGAGGAUUAUGGAAAUGGGUGGUGGGAGCGAGAGACAGGAGCGUGUGGACACUGUUUGUGUUCAGACGCAGGGCCAGCCUCUGUGUCUCAGUACCAGUGUGCAGACAGACCCCAGCCCCAGCUCCACACUCACCACUCAGCCCAUUACAGCCUUCACAGCAUCACUUCCACCGCUGCCAGUGCCCAGCCCUGCAGACUCAACCUGCUCUCCCUGCUCCCUGUCCUCACUGCUGGCAUCACCCAUGUCCCCUCCUCCUCCACCUCCCCCUCCUCCUCCCCUCCCAUCAAAGGAGCAGUUGUCUCCCUCCGGUAGCCCAGGCCGCCUGGGGCAGAAGGCUGAGGAAAAGAGUGCAGCAGACGAGCUCUGUCUCUCCCCACUCGGCCCAUUCAUCCCUCGCUUCUUUGACAGCAGCCAACUGGAGAGUGCACGGAAAAAGCUGAGGAAGAUUCCAGAGUUUGAGGCCCAGAGUAGAAGAGUGAGCUCACCUAUGGACGAGGUGCUGGCCUCCCUGAAGAGAGGCAGCUUUCACCUGAGAAAAGUCGACCAGCGGUCCCUGCUUCCUGCCAAGGGUGACGAUGACCCCAACAGCAUCUUAGCUCAGAUCCGCAAGGGGGUCAAACUGAGGCAAGUCCCCCAGAAAGAGAAAACAGACCAUGGAGAGUACCCAGCCUCCACUGACCCUCUGACCAGGAGCAUCCAUGAGGCUCUGCGUCGCAUCAAAGAGGCCUCUCCAGACUCUGACUCAGAUGACGAUGGGCUGGCCGGCCCAGACUGGGAAAGCUAGGGGUUGAAGGGUCAAACACAACAAAUAAAACACACAGGGAUGUCUGCACCCUCUGCACACGCUGCACUGUAAUGCACUGUGUGUGCUCUGCGCUAUACUACACACACACACACACAUACACACACACACACACACACACACACUCACACACAGUUACUCACUCGCACACAAGCAGACACAGCCCAUUCACACAUGUACCCAGUGACUUUACCAGGGCCUGAGUCAUACUGAAUAUCACCAACUCACCAAAUGCUCCAAAGGUCUAUGGUCAACCUGUUCAUCCGUUUUGUUUUUACGCACUGCAUCGACCAUCAUGACAGACAUUGUUGUUUAUUUCUACUGUAUGUUAUUCUGGUUUUAUUUCUAUAAUCAGACUGUAAUGAUGCCAUGUUUAUUUGUAUUUUUCAAUUGUACUGUCAAACAGCUCUGCACUGGCCCUGUGUGGCUACAUUAACAGUCAGAAAUCGCACAUGCCACAGUUUUUAUCAACACACUGCACUGACAGUUAUAUGUGAAAAUGAAAACCUCAUACAGAAAUCUAUGAGUGUUGUGAGGUGUGUGAUCUUUUCUUCUCACUCCAAAGCAUUAGAGCAUGAGAAACUGUAACAACUGUAACAAAUCUAUGUAAUGAGUAUGGUUUGUAAUUUAGGGUCAUGCAGGAGAUUGAAAACACAUAAGAUCCCACUGAGAUUUGAACUGGGAUCACUAGAUUCACAUUGUGGAGUGUUAACCAUGAAACGUCACCUCCAUCGACACCUUUAGCUCUCCUCUAUUUUUAUCAGUGUCCUAUGACUGUGCUGCACAGCUGGUGUUGUCCUGUCACAUGUAGGUACGGUGGUGUCAGACAAUAUAAGGACCGCUGCUUGUCUCAUCUGACUGUAAAUCCUUUAGUCUGUCAUACAAGAUUCAUGCCCUUCCCCCCCUUGUCCUCCUACGCCCUUCACCUCCCCCAACUGUCACACCCUCAGUGGGUGAGGGAAUAUGUAUCGACCCAUCUGUUCAACAGCAGCAUAUUGCCAGGCUGGUGGGAGAUAUGAAGAGCCACGAAUUAGGUUUAUCAUUUGGUGCCACAUCUAACUAGUAGGAUAGGGUCCUCAACAAGAGUUUCUGUAGUGAGGAGGUUAGUGUCAGCGCUCUUUGUAAAGUGUGGGUGGACUUGGUUGGUGGUUCCAGAGCUUCGUGUAUGUGGGAAAGUCACGGCAUAGCAGUGAGACCGGUCACGCUUGUUUUAAUGAUGGAUGGUAUGUGGGAGGUUAGAUUCUCUCAGCGCUGCAGGGAGUCACUGUGGGCUGUGUAGCAGGCAGUUGUGAUUGAUGCCAUUUCUCCUUCCAUCUUAUUCACUUUAUCUCCUCUAUUGCAUCUUUUCUAAUUUCUUUCUCUGCACUUAGUGGGCAGAAACACACAGUAGGAGGCCUGUUACUCACAGUGCUAGAAGUGAAAACACGCUCAUGCACACAUGGACUCACGCACACAUGGACUCACGCACUGAACUCACAGGCAACAUGUGCAGAAAUAUUAGUGGCAAAGUGAGUCUAAAGCCUCAACUUCUAAGUCUUUUUUGUCAUAAAUAGUUUCAGUGCUUUUACGACAGUACAAAUUCUGAAUCACUUUAUCUGUACAGUAACAACUAGUUAUUUGUUUUUUUAUCACUUGUGAAACAUGGUAUCUCUAGUAGUUGAGUAAGAUUAAAGGUACUGAACAACAUGUAGAAUUGAACCUGGAGAAGUGUGGAGUACACAGGACAGUAUGAGAGGACCAGUGGGAUGCUUGAUAGCACAGGAAAUCACACAAACAUACAUGUUGACAUGAAGCAAAAAGAUGUGGAUUCAUAAACUAAGCUCUGACUGGAACCGCUUCAGCAUGAACUGUCAGUGCUUUUUCUUCUCUUAUGCUUGCAUUGAGAGCCUGUUGCAAAAGAAUGCCUAAUCACAAAUUAAUCAUGAAACAGACACUAAUGUAGAAAGAACGGGCAGUAAAGUAUACGUAACUUUGUACAGCUUGAAAAUAGCUCAGUGCUAAAAAGAGUUUAUUUUCCCAGCUGUUCAAAUCUGAGGCACUUUUACAUGUCUUCUAUGACUGUCAGCACAAUGUUCUUCCAUGGUACCUUCUUCAUGUAGCAUGAUUUAAAGUUUUUCAAAAGAUCUUAGUACUAAGGUUCACGUUGCUCCACUAAACAAUCACCAACAAGGUGCUCAAAACUUCUGGGAAACACCUUUGCUACGAACAAACUGACUGACAUGAGAAACACUGUCAUCUGUUUUACAUUGACCUUUAUCUAUAAAUAACACAGCUUGUUUGUCAGCUAUAAGAUUUGUAAUUUGCAUCAUAUUUCAUUGCUUUGUGUUUUAUCCAGUUUCUUCUUAAGCAUUUCCAGCCAAACCGUUUUGUGAUGUAUUUGCUUCUGAACAUUUCCUAUAUGUAGACCUGUUAUCCACACAGGCUGACUAUGUGACCCUCUGUCUGAAUAAGCCACAGUCAGUCACUUGAGAAGUGCAAUAUCAAUAUAAAGAAAUACACAAAUACAAAAAUUAUGAAUCUAGUUAAAUGUGAUGAUUUCAGACUGAUCAAUGGCUGAGCGAUGAACUUAUUAAAAUGCUGCAGUUGUUUUCACACACGUGUGGACACACUGUCCCAACGAUACCUUUUUGCCUUUAAUCCUACCAUUUUGACUUCUUCAAUUUUUUUUUAAAUUGACCUUUC